Messenger RNA from Opisthorchis viverrini, 2650 nucleotides. RefSeq lists its product as hypothetical. The transcript has 6 exons. Gene Ontology annotation, cellular component: voltage-gated potassium channel complex; dendrite membrane; axon. The record is from RefSeq and is a predicted model, not a curated record. NCBI's taxonomy places the organism in Eukaryota, Metazoa, Platyhelminthes, Trematoda, Opisthorchiida, Opisthorchiidae. Gene Ontology annotation, molecular function: protein binding; delayed rectifier potassium channel activity. Gene Ontology annotation, biological process: potassium ion transmembrane transport; protein homooligomerization. The coding region runs from base 146 to 2326 and encodes 726 amino acids.
AUAAAAUCCGCGUGUGUCGUUACUGCUUGCAAGCCACUAUGCUCGUUCGGACCUUUAUUGUUGUUCUUCGUUGGACCAGUUCCAAAUUUUAUGACUAUAGUUUUUAAUACUUGUGAAUGCGCUUCAGCCGAUCGGAUCCUCCCACAUGGACUCUGAGAAUCGAGUGAUACUCAACGUGGGUGGAAUCAGACAUGAAACAUACAAGGCCACACUCAAGAAGAUCCCAGCUACCAGACUUUCAAAACUGACGGAAGCAGUGGCGAACUAUGAUCCGAUAUUGAACGAGUAUUUUUUUGACCGCCAUCCUGGAGUUUUUGGACAGAUACUGAACUACUACCGAACGGGGAAAUUGCACUACCCAACGGACGUAUGUGGACCACUAUUUGAGGAAGAACUUGAGUUUUGGGGGCUGGAUGCCAAUCAAGUUGAGCCGUGCUGCUGGAUGACCUAUACAUCUCAUCGGGAGACACAGGAAACUCUUCAGAUACUGAACGAUCUUGAUUUGGACACUGAACGGAAAACUGAGGAAGAACUUUAUGCCAAGUUCGGUUUCGAAGAUGCAUAUCAGUCUGGAUCACUAUCGAUUUGGCAAAAAUACAAACCAAAAAUUUGGAUGCUGUUUGAUGAGUCCUAUUCCUCUUUGGGAGCAAAGUUCUUGGCCAUCGUCUCUGUGUUCUUCAUUGUGCUCUCCAUCCUCUCCUUCUGUCUCAAAACCUCGUCGAGCCUUCGCAUUCCUUAUUUGUACAAUGAGAGCAUUCAUACUGAGCCAAGCGAUACUGCCUCAUAUCUGAUAACGACCAUCAUUGAUCGGCCAUCAGAAACAAUCAAUGGAGUUCCUACUCCUUUACCAUCAUCUCAAUUUGAUCGGGAUCAACCAAGGUUACCCGCACCAGACAAGCACAGCGACCCGGGAGGUCAUUCCCCCUGGACUGAAUUUAACUGGACUAUACGUAAAGGAAAAAUCAGAGCUCACGACUUUUUCAGUUACGUAGAAACCAUAUCAAACGCCUGGUUCACUUUUGAAAUUAUUAUUCGGUUUCUCGUCACUCCGUCGAAACUGGAGUUCAUCAAGUCACCUGUAAAUAUAAUCGAUCUGCUGGCUUUGAUCUCAUUCUAUGUGGACUGCAUAAUAACCGCAAUCUUGUCUGAAGAUGGUGGCUAUGAAGCACUGGAGUUCUUCUCAAUCAUUCGGAUCAUGCGUCUGUUCAAACUGACCCGGCAUAUUGCCGGACUGAAGAUUCUCAUUCAUACGUUCCGCGCCAGUCUGAAGGAACUCGUCUUGCUCGUAUUCUUUCUUAUGGUGUUCAUUGUUAUUUUCGCGGCCUUAAUGUAUCAUGCCGAACGUUUUCAACCAAGUCCGGACAACGACUUCGCCUCCAUACCGGUUGGCCUAUGGUGGGCUAUUGUGACCAUGACCACUGUGGGUUACGGCGAUCAAGUACCAAAGACUUACCUAGGUAUGGUUGUCGGGGCUAUGUGUGCCAUUACCGGAGUCAUGACAAUCUCUCUACCCGUGCCCGUAAUUGUUUCCAACUUUUCGCGAUUCUACACUCAUACUCAGGCGCAGUCCAAAUUGCCCAAAAAACGCCGACGUGUGCUUCCUGUCGAAGCUGUGAGGCCAAAGAUGAUGGGACCAAGUGGACUCGGGGCGUCCGGGACUAACCCGUUCGCUGCCCGCUCCGGGUUUCCGAACGCGACGCAUGACUUUCACUCGAACCAUGCCGGUCGUGGUGCAACAGUGGAAGUAAUGCAGAGAACAACCGGAGGUAGUGUGAAUCCCAAAUUACGUACAAGCGUGAAUAGUCGAGAUGCAGAUCAAACCGAGCGCGAAACUCUUUUUCCGUCCUAUUCCCAUGUGGAAGCCCGCGUGGAACCAAGCCUACUUUUUGACUUCCCGUUGCCAACGACGAACAGUACAAGUGCGGCGAAUACUAAUGUCACAUCGGAAAACGACAUGAAGCCACAAACUGUGCAGUCAGACAGAAAAGAAUCGAAUAAACAAGAUCAUCUGAACUCAUUGUCCCUUAGUCGCACAGCUUUGUCAGACGCUCCAGUGGAGCCAGAUCUCAAAAGUCGUGGACCAAGCACACAACUCAUUGCCAACGAUGUUCGCGCCUCACCCUCUGUCCUUGUUUCAAACACCAAAGAUGACGUAAUGCUCAAUUCUGAAGGAAACUUCCAACAAUAUGAUGAGUACUUGAGAAUACAAAGGACAUCAGAAAUCACUCCUCCACGUCUAUCCAUUGGGUCAGUGGAAAAAAUGGACAACAUUCGCACCGAUGCGUCAAAAUCACGAAACAGACCAUUCACAGAAGCACGGAUAUGACUCGAGAUUAUGGGGACACCCGGAAGUCACCAGAGUACUAUACGCAACGUUGAUCAGAUUGAAAUUAGUGCGUUCAUUGAUCACUUAUUUUUCUUCUUUCCUAUCCCAGCUGAGUCAUAAUAUGUAAAACUGCAGUGACAUGCUGAAAAAAGUGCUGUUGGCCAAAAGGACACUAGUUUGUUUGAACGUGAUGUUUGCAGAACCUGCGCUUUUUCGAACAUUAGGAAAAGUGUUAUUUGUGAUACAGAUACGUUUAGCGCUUGGUUAACCGAAGCCCGGUUCACUCCAGCCGUUGUAUAGUCUUCUUUCAUAUAAUCCUUCUGU